AUGAGUCCUGAAGAAACAAUAGAAAAUUUUAAAAAGAUUGGUUUAAGUGAAUUAAAAGCAAAAGAAACCCUUAAAAAUGCCAAUGUAACAAAAUUUCUUCUACAAGUAAUAAAUGAGGUCGACGUAGAUAAGUUGCAACCAGGUGUGGGUUUACUUUUGUACCAUCUGGCUACUAAAAUCAAACCACAAAUUGCUGGUAAAAUUUCCUUUAUUUCUAAAUACAUAGUAGACGGAAAACUAGAUUCAACAUUAAGAAUUGAUGCUGCAUUAGAAUACGCUUUGAGCCAUGUUAAUGAAAAGAGUUUGAACAACAAGGAGUUUGAAGAGGCGUGUGGUGUUGGAAUUGUAGUGACACCAGAACAAGUUGAACAAUUUGUUGAGAAACAUAUGGCCAAAUACAAAAAUGAAUUGAUUGAGAAAAGAUACAGAUUCAACUCUGGGAUUGUUAUGCAAGCUGUCAGAGCUGACUUAAAAUGGGCAGAUGGGAAAGCAAUUAAGAAUGAAGUUGAUGUUCAGAUAUUGGAUCUCUUGGGGCCUAAAACAGAGGCUGACCUAGCACCUCUACCUAAAGUGAAAAAAGAGGCAAAACCUAGUAAUGAAGGUAAUAAGAAGCCAAAAAAGGAAGAAUCUCAGGGUACUAAAGUGACAACAGAUGCAACUGAUAUUGGAGGAGCUGCCUCAAUAUCUGAAUUAAUGAAAAAAUUACCAUUCCAUGCUCCUGGUGAUAACUUUAAAACCGACGGCUAUGUUGUUACUCCAAACACUAAGAAACUAUUAGAGGAACAUCUGAAAAUAACUGGAGGGAAAGUACGUACGAGAUUUCCACCUGAACCAAAUGGUAUUUUGCAUAUUGGCCAUGCUAAGGCAAUAAAUAUAAAUUUUGGUUAUGCUGCAGCACAUGACGGUGUCUGCUUCUUAAGAUACGAUGAUACAAAUCCUGAGAAGGAAGAAGAAAAAUUCUUUGUUGGUAUCAAAGAUAUGGUUGAAUGGCUAGGAUACAAACCGUAUAAAAUAACACAUUCGUCAGAUUAUUUCGACCAGUUGUAUGAGUGGGCAGUGAAAUUGAUUAAUAAGGAUAUGGCGUAUGUCUGCCACCAAAAAGCAGAGGAAAUAAAAGGCUUCAACCCACCUCCGUCGCCGUGGCGCAACCGACCUAUUGAAGAGAGUCUCCAAUUAUUUGAGGAUAUGAAAAAUGGAAAAAUAGAUGAGGGUGAUGCGACUUUAAGAAUGAAAAUAACGUUGGAAGAGGGUAAACAGGAUCCCGUGGCUUAUAGAAUAAAAUUCUUGCCACAUCAUCGUACGGGCAACAAAUGGUGUAUUUAUCCAACAUAUGAUUAUACACAUUGUUUGUGUGACAGUAUUGAGCAUAUAACACAUUCUCUGUGUACCAAGGAGUUCCAGUCUAGAAGGUCAUCCUACUACUGGUUAUGUAAUGCGUUGGAUAUCUAUUGUCCUGUUCAAUGGGAAUAUGGACGGCUCAAUGUGAAUUAUACAGUUGUGUCCAAGAGGAAAAUUGCAAAGUUGAUUGACGAAGGAUUUGUCAAUGACUGGGACGACCCUCGUCUAUUCACAUUAACCGCGUUACGUCGCCGCGGGGUGCCAUCAGCCGCUGUUAACGCGUUCUGUGCGGGUUUGGGUGUAACUGGCGCUGUGGGGGCCGUUGACCCGGCAUUGUUGGAUGCGGCUGUGAGGGACCAUCUUAAUACUUCUGCACCUAGAACAAUGGUAGUUCUAGACCCGCUAAAGAUCACAAUAACAAACUUCCCAAAUGAAGCUAUAUCGGUGAAAGUACCCGACUUCCCAAACGAACCAGACAAGAGCUUCCAUAACGUUGUCUUAGAUAAAACAUUAUAUAUUGAAGCAAACGACUUCAAAGAACAACCAGAGAAGGGUUAUAGAAGAUUGACACCAAAUCAAACAGUUGGCUUGCGACAUGCUGGAUUCAUUAUUAAGGUGUCCAAAGUGAUUAAAGACAACGGAAAAGUGAUAGAAGUUGAAUGUACUGCGGAGUCGACUGAGUCGGCAGAAAAACCGAAAGCUUUUAUUCAUUGGGUCUCACAACCGAUAGCUGUUGAAGUCCGAUUGUAUGAACCUCUAUUCAAGCAUAAAAAUCCAGAAGAUCCCGUAGAAGUACCGGGAGGUUUCUUGUCCGACUGUCGCACGGAUACGUUGAGUGUCGUACGCGCGUACGCAGACGCGUACUUAAAAUGCGCUAAACCCCACGACAAGUUCCAGUUUGAGAGAAUUGGAUUCUUCUCUGUCGAUUCGGACACUAAUGCUUCAAAUAUCGUUUUCAACAGAACCGUGUCGCUGAAAGAGGAUAGUGGAAAGUAA
This is a messenger RNA of Pieris macdunnoughi, 2334 nucleotides long. Lineage: Eukaryota; Metazoa; Arthropoda; Insecta; Lepidoptera; Pieridae. The record is from the annotation of a GenBank genome assembly.